AUGGUUCUCCAUACGUUUUCCGAAAAUUAUGGCAUUGGGGUCGAGCCGCUUUCUCCCGAGCGGUUUGCUGCCUAUGGUGGCGUACUAAGUGCCGACCAUCAAGUCAAAAAUGUCAAAAGUUCAGCGGCAAAUUACGGAACCGCUGUGAAGAUGCAUAAAGUUGCACCCAUUAUUAACAAUUACCAUCAAUGUAAGAGCGGAAAGGCUGCCAGUGCCAACUGGAACAUCUUUCGGUGCUCUGCACCUAAGCACUUGAUCAAAAACCAAGUAUAUACUGCCAAAGUUGUAGAAAGGCACCCUUUUUCAACCCAGACAUUUGUGCCUAUGGGACAAGAUUUGGACAAGAUUUCGUACUUGGUUAUUGUUGCUAAAACCGAUGUAACUUCUGAGCAGAAGCUUCCAGAUCCAAAAACAUUGAAAGCGUUCAUUUGCAAGGGAAAUCAGGCGGUUACUUAUGGAGUGGGAACAUGGCAUGCACCGAUGGUGGUGGUAGACCAGCUGGUUCCUUAUAUUGAUUUUGCCGUUUUGAUACAUGAGAACGGGGUGGAAGACGAGGAUUGCCAGGAGUGUUAUUUUGAGCCGGGAGUCAAGGUUGAUUUUGGAAGUCGGAGCAAGUUGUAA
Meyerozyma guilliermondii ATCC 6260 is the source of this 621-nucleotide messenger RNA. Its product is annotated as ureidoglycolate hydrolase. NCBI's taxonomy places the organism in Eukaryota, Fungi, Ascomycota, Pichiomycetes, Serinales, Debaryomycetaceae. The transcript has a single exon. Gene Ontology annotation, biological process: allantoin catabolic process. The record is from RefSeq and is a predicted model, not a curated record. Bases 1 to 621 code for a protein of 206 amino acids. Gene Ontology annotation, molecular function: ureidoglycolate lyase activity; ureidoglycolate hydrolase activity.